AUGGCCGCACCCGCGGCUGACAGGGGCUGGCUGCAUGACGCCGACCUGGCUGCCCAAAAAUCCAAUGAGGCCGUCGCGGUCGCGGCCGAGAAAUGCGCCGACGACACCAAGGGCCAGACGUGCUACAUCUGCACGGAGGCCCUCCACUGGAAAACGAAGGAAGGCCUCGUGCGUAUGUGCUCGUGCCGCGGGACGGCGGGUUUCGUGCACGUGUCGUGUCUGGCGGAGCAGGCGAAGAUUUUGGUCGCGGAGGCCGAGGAGAACAAUUUGGACUGGAAGGUGAGGGAUGCGAGGUGGAAGCGGUGGUACUCGUGCAGCCUGUGCGAGCAACGGUACCAAGGCGUCGUCCAGUGCGCGCUCGGCUGGGCGUGCUGGAAGACGUACGUGGGGCGGCCGGAGGGGAACGUGGCUCGGAGCUUGGCGAUGACGUCGCUAGGGAACGGUUUGUCCGCCGCAGAACACCACGAGGACGCGUUGACUGUGCGAGAGGCCGAGUUGGCUAUGAAGCGGCGCCUUGGCGCGUCAGAAGCAAGCAUUCUCGUUGUGCAGGGCAAUCUUGGGAACUUGUAUGAUAAGCUCGGACGGUUAGAACAGGCCUUGCAGAUGCGACAGGAUGCAUACUCCGGACAUUUGAAGUUCUACGGCGAAGAACAUGAAGAUACCGUCCGAACGGCCAACAACUACGCGGCGUCCCUUUAUAAUCUACAGAGCUUCGAAGAAGCCAAGUUGCUGCUGCGCAGAACGGUGCCCGUGGCGCGGCGCGUCUUCGGAGAUGAUCAUCGUCUUACACUCUCGCUGGGGUGGAUGUACGCGAUGGCGCUCUACCUAGACGAAGGCGCCACGCUCGACGAUACCAUCGAGUCAGUGAAUACGCUCGAGGAGUUGGAACGGACCGCGCGACGCGUGCUCGGCGGCGCGCAUCCGCUCACAACGGCGAUGGAGGAUAACCUGCGACAAGCGCGAGCCGCGCUCCGCGAAGAAGUCCGCGAAGAAGCGCGAACGCGCGGCGCCGCCAUCAUCUACGCCGCCGCCGCGCUCGCCGUCGCGGCCGUGCUAGUGUUACGUAAAAAACUCACUUAGA
Molecule: messenger RNA, 1081 nt
Organism: Pelagomonas calceolata
Lineage: Eukaryota; Pelagophyceae; Pelagomonadales; Pelagomonadaceae
Source: the annotation of a GenBank genome assembly